Molecule: messenger RNA, 1323 nt
Organism: Drosophila guanche
Lineage: Eukaryota; Metazoa; Arthropoda; Insecta; Diptera; Drosophilidae
Product: beta-ureidopropionase
Exons: 4
Coding region: 102-1277 (391 amino acids)
Molecular function (GO): beta-ureidopropionase activity
Source: RefSeq, a predicted model, not a curated record
UAGCAUUUAAAUUUGUGCGCUGGAGUAAGGAGGGUGCUUUUAAAAAGCUCUUUGGAAAUUGAAUAAUUGAACGAACAUUUAAUUUUCUGUGAACGGCAAAAAUGACGGACUUUGAUUUAAAGAAUCUUAAUGAAUGUUUGGAGGAGUAUUUACCAACUGAUAAGCUAAAAGAGGUCAAACGAAUUUUGUAUGGUCUCGAAGAAGACCAAAUACUUGAUCUGCCCGAUGAUGCCACAGACAUAGCACACAAGCAUGGAUUUGAAAUUAAAGGCUAUCGGUUUAAGGCGCGAGAGGAACAAAUACGGAAGCCACGGUUGGUGCGAGUCGGCGCUAUUCAGAAUUCAAUUGUAUUGCCCACCACAGCAUCCAUUGAAGACCAACGCGUGGCGAUCUGGAACAAGGUGAAGACAAUGAUUAAGGCAGCAGCGGCGGCUGGAUGUAAUAUUGUUUGUACCCAAGAAGCAUGGACAAUGCCCUUUGCUUUCUGCACACGGGAAAAGUUUCCGUGGUGUGAAUUCGCCGAAGAGGCUGAGAAUGGUCCAACGACGAAGAUGCUCGCUGACCUGGCAAAAGCCUACAAUAUGGUAAUUAUUCACUCAAUCCUGGAACGAGAUGUAGAACAUGGCGAGACCAUUUGGAAUACGGCCGUGGUUAUCUCCAACAACGGAAAAUACUUGGGCAAGCAUCGUAAGAACCACAUUCCCCGGGUGGGAGACUUCAAUGAGUCGACCUACUACAUGGAAGGUGAUACCUUUCAUCCGGUGUUCGAAACAGAGUUCGGAAAGAUAGCUAUCAACAUAUGUUAUGGACGACAUCAUCCACAGAACUGGAUGAUGUUCGGUUUAAAUGGCGCAGAGAUUGUGUUCAAUCCCUCUGCCACAAUCGGUAGACUUUCGGAGCCACUGUGGGGCAUUGAGGCACGGAAUGCAGCCAUUGCCAAUAGUUACUUCACCGUUCCUAUCAACCGCGUUGGCACAGAAACGUUUCCCAACGAGUACACAUCCGGAGACGGUGGCAAAGCGCACAAAGAGUUCGGUCCCUUUUACGGUUCAUCGUAUGUUGCUGCGCCGGACGGUUCCAGGACACCGAGUUUAUCGCGAGACAAGGAUGGCCUGCUGGUGACUGAGCUUGAUCUUAACCUGUGCCGUCAGAUUAAGGACUUCUGGGGCUUCAGAAUGACGCAGCGUCUUCCCCUUUACGCAGAAUCAUUUAAAAAAGCAUCGGAGCCAGACUUCAAGCCCCAAAUUAUCAAAGAAUCUUCAAAACCAAGCAAUUAAAACGUUCAUAUAAAGUCCAAAAUAUAAAAAAAACCUUACAUAAAAA